AUGAACAGGACCCAGCUGAAAAGGUCCAGUAUUUUGAGGAUGGCUGGUGUUGAAAUGGUUGACCGAGAUGGGAUCGGAGAAACCUUUAUUCUGCGGGCUGCAAAGAUAGCAGCUGUAGUAGUGCUGUACUGGUUCGUCUCCAUAACAAUGGUGUUCUUAAAUAAUUACUUGCUGGACAACGGCGACCUGAACGCGCCACUGUUUGUGACUUUCUACCAAUGUCUUGUGACAGUGGGGUUGUGCUGGCUGAUGCAGCUGUUUUCUGCAGCGUUCCCACAAUUGAUUGACUUCCCGUCAGUCAAAUUUGAUUUGAAGACGUCCCGUGAAGUUCUGCCUCUUUCAGUGGUCUUUAUUGGCAUGAUAUCCUUCAACAAUCUAUGCCUGAAAGAAGUUGGAGUGGCCUUCUACACCGUGGGACGUUCGCUCAGCACUGUCUUUAAUGUUUUUCUGUCAUAUAUCAUCCUGAAACAGACCACUUCUUUCAAAGCCAUGUUAUGCUGUGGGAUCAUUAUAGGUGGAUUCUUGCUUGGUGUGGACCAGGAAGGCAUAGCGGGGUCACUAUCCUGGUCUGGUGUCUUCUUUGGUGUGAUGGCCAGUGCCUGUGUGUCCCUUUACGCCAUAUUCACUAAGAAAGUGAUGCCUGCAGUGGAUGGAAAUAUCUGGAAACUGUCCUACUAUAACAAUAUCAAUGCAUCCGUCCUUUUUCUCCCACUCAUUAUUUUGUUUGGAGAGGUGGAGCGCAUCGUCUCGUAUAGUCACCUCACUGAUCUGUGGUUUUGGAGCAUGAUGACACUUGGAGGAGCAUUUGGCUUUGCCAUUGGUUAUGUCACUGGCCUGCAGAUCAAGUAUACCAGUCCGCUGACGCACAAUGUCUCGGGGACUGCUAAAGCCUGUACUCAGACUGUGAUAGCAGUGGUUUACAACUAUCACAGCAAAAGUCAUCUAUGGUGGACCAGUAACAUGUUGGUUCUUGGUGGUUCUUCAGCCUACUCGUGGGUCAAGAGCCAUGAAAUGAAGAUACUGCCGUCCAAGCAGCCUAAUGAUUCAACUCAAGAGAAACUAUUUGGGGAGAAAGGAAACAUGGGGGUAUAG
Nerophis lumbriciformis (worm pipefish) is the source of this 1092-nucleotide messenger RNA. NCBI's taxonomy places the organism in Eukaryota, Metazoa, Chordata, Actinopteri, Syngnathiformes, Syngnathidae. The record is from RefSeq and is a predicted model, not a curated record.